Messenger RNA from Penicillium concentricum, 678 nucleotides. RefSeq lists its product as uncharacterized. Bases 1 to 678 code for a protein of 225 amino acids. The transcript has 4 exons. The record is from RefSeq and is a predicted model, not a curated record. NCBI's taxonomy places the organism in Eukaryota, Fungi, Ascomycota, Eurotiomycetes, Eurotiales, Aspergillaceae.
AUGACGGACUUCAUCGCGCCUCGGGUCAGUUCUGACUCGGCAUCUUCGGAGGGAAAGCCCAAGAGCCUCGGCAACUGGACUGAUGGAAAGAACUGCAUAUCUUUUGGUGUCUCCCAUGUUUUCGCUGAAAAGUUCACCAUUGGGAUGCUGAGGAGGAUACCCCAUUUGAUCCGUUGUGCGAAAUUUCCGCUGCUUCGCCCCGGAUGUGUGAGAAUUGCCAAGAAGAGGGCGAAAGAUGCGAACGGAUCCCCCAGGGACGAUGACAAGGACGACGAUGUAUCCUUGGAUGCAUCCAAGUGGCGUGGAGAUAUCCUCGUGAAGCUUUCCGCCGCGCUCAUUGACCUAUGUGUUGCAUUUGACGACCUGCUCGAGACACAUAGUAAGGCUCAUAUGCUAACAUCCGAUGUCUCUGACCAUAUGAUCCGUUCUAAUACCAACUACCGUCCCAAUGCCAAGUACAACAAAGAGCCGCAUCAUCAGUAUGCCUUCCGUGCCACGGAGCAUCUCCGCCUCGGUAUGGAUGAAGAAGCAUCCGUAAACUGGGCCAUCGCGAUUUGUGUGUUCUAUCAAGCCGUCCGGGCCACGGUAGAAACUUAUAUCAGAACCACUCCGCCCUAUUUCAAAUCCACAGAUGUCGAGUACCUCCAAGAGUUUCCUCUGGACAUCCCUCAGCUUUGA